ACCACACUUCGAUUCCCCGCCCCCACUAGGGCCUGGACGUAGGAGCGAAGGCCCCGCCUGCAGAGGGCGUCGUUCGCUGACUGGGGAUCUCGAGCGGGCUCUGUGGUGCUGGGAGAGCCGAGGCAAAAUGUCCCCGGAAUCCAAAAAGCUGUUCAACAUCGUUAUUUUAGGCGUUGCCUUUAUGUUUAUGUUCACUGCCUUUCAAACUUGUGGAAAUGUGGCGCAAACUGUUAUUAGAAGCCUAAACAGCACAGAUUUUCAUGGCAGUGGAUAUACCAGCAUGGCAAUUAUUUAUGGAGUAUUCUCUGCUUCAAAUUUGAUUACACCUUCAGUUGUAGCCAUAGUGGGACCUCAACUAUCUAUGUUUGCUAGUGGUUUAUUUUAUAGCAUAUACAUUGCCGUUUUUAUCCAGCCUUUCACAUGGUCCUUCUACACAGCAUCUGUUUUCAUUGGAAUUGCAGCUGCUGUACUUUGGACAGCACAAGGAAAUUGCCUUACAAUAAAUUCAGAUGAAAAUACUAUUGGAAGAAACAGUGGAAUUUUCUGGGCACUCUUGCAGUCCAGCUUGUUCUUUGGAAAUCUUUACAUUUAUCUUGCUUGGCAAGGAAAAACUCAAAUAUCAGAGAAUGACCGAAGAACAGUUUUUAUUGCUCUGACGGUGAUUAGCCUUGUGGGGACAGUUCUUUUCUUUCUCAUUAGGAAACCAGACCCUGAGAAUGUAUUGGGAGAUGAUGAGUCCUCUGAUAAUGAGAGUCUGGAAGUCAACAUGUCUAUCCAGAAUGACAUGACAAAGGCAGUAGAUGCAUUUAAAAAAUCUCUUAAAUUGUGUAUCACCAAAGAAAUCCUGUUCCUCAGUGUUACAACUGCUUAUACAGGUCUGGAAUUAACAUUCUUCUCUGGUGUAUAUGGAACCUGUAUUGGUGCUGUAAAUCAGUUUGGCACAGAAGAAAAAAGCCUUAUUGGACUUUCUGGCAUUUUCAUUGGCAUUGGAGAAAUUUUAGGUGGAAGUCUCUUUGGCUUGUUAAGCAAGAACAGUCGUUUUGGCAGGAACCCAGUUGUACUGUUGGGCAUUUUUAUGCAUUUUGUAGCUUUUUAUUUAAUUUUUCUUAACAUUCCCAGUGAUGCUCCAGUUGCUCCUCUUGAAGGAACUGAUAGCAAUGCUUAUAUCAAUUCGAGCAAAGAGAUUGCUCUGUUCUGCAGCUUUCUGUUGGGGCUUGGAGACAGCUGCUUUAAUACCCAAUUAAUUAGCAUUUUGGGUUUCCUUUAUUCAGAAGAUAGUGCACCUGCCUUUGCAAUCUUUAAAUUUGUUCAGUCCAUCUGUGCAGCAGUGGCAUUUUUCUACAGCAACUAUCUUCUACUUCAUUGGCAACUUCUGAUCAUGGUGAUAUUUGGCUUUUUUGGAACACUUUCCUUCUUUACAGUGGAAUGGGAAGCUGCUGAUUUUGUAGCUCGAAGCUCAGAGUACAGAAGUAUUUGAUCUCAUGUUUAAAGCAUUUUUGUUUAAAAAAACUUGACAACGUGGGAAUAAAUUCAGAGUUGCAGAAGUUUGGAUGAAGGAGCCACUGUCAACCUAAACAGCAUAAUAGAUGGCAUCAACGAAUGUGGAAAAAAAAACUCAGCCAAAGUUUGUCAAGUUUACAGACAUAGGAUAUUUAAAGUAUGAAAUAAUGAAACAUUCCAUUAAUAGUUUUUGUUGGAUAUGAUUCUAUUUCACUCUUUUAAUUGUGUUAUAAACUAUUAAUAUUGUUCCUCCCCUAUUCUUAUUUGAAGAUCCAUCUUAGCUAUUGAAUAUGUAUCUUUUAAAGAUUCCUGCUGUGCAUGGAGUAUGUUUUAUUAUUAUACAGUAUUGAAAAAAUAGCUGUAACACAUGACUAUAUGUAUAUAAAAAUAAGUUUAAAAUUUUAGGAGCAGGCUCAAAUGAAAAUCUCAGCUUCCAAAAAAGUUUAUACUUUAACUUUUAUUAAAAUGUUGCUCAUUAAUACCUCUUUCAAAUUACAGUUUAUAGUAGAAACUGAGUUUUAAAAAUCAAAGAAAAGUUAUUACAAAGGUAUAGAUUAUAAGAACACUUUUAAAAAUGUUAGACUAAGUGAUAUAAUGAACAAAAUCAUAGCAGCUUUGUUAGAAUUUUGCCUAUAAUUUUCUUGGGAAAUGAUAUAAAAUAUCCACUAUAUGUUAAUAAUAUUUGCAUUGUAGUUCUAAAUUGCCAUGGUCAAUGAGGAAAAAAAAAACUCAAAAUUAUUUUUUAUUUUCUUCAAUUAAAAUGACAGGGAUGUCCAUAGAUCUUUGAGAGAGAAAUUUAAAUAUUGAGGGAAGUGCUCAAGUGGUAGUCUUGAUUAACCCCUUGUAUUUGUUUUAAAGUGGAAUAUUUAAUGUUCAGAUUGAGAAUUUUUAUUAUAAAGUUAAUAGCAACAGGCAGGGAGGCAGAAGCGGGGAGACAGGAGGGAAGGGAACCUUCAUUUGAUUAGGAUUUAAAAUUCAGCAAAUAUUUUAAAGUAUUUUCUAUGUUUAAGGCAUUACUAAACACUAGAAUCAGGAAAAUUGAUUUAAAAGUAAUGAAUUAUCCUUCUUUUGGCCAUAUUAAUAAGGCCAUAAAAGUCUUUGUGUCCUCUUAUUAGCUUAGGUCAAGUACAAUUAGCAAAUACAAAUUAUAUUAAUAAUUGUUAAGUACAAUUUCAGAGGUAGCAUGAAACUGAACUGUGUUUUUAUUUACCUAAGUUUUAAAGUUGUCUAUGGUUAAGAUGAAAAAUACCUCCAAUAUAUUUCUUCAAACUAAGUAUCCCAGACCUUUGUCCUUUUGUUUUCAACAUACUGAAACAAAAUGCUGAGUAGCUUCUGAGAAUUGUAAUUUUGGGGAAUAUAAUUCAAAUAAGAUAUUAUAGUAUUCCAUCAUUAUUAUUGAUAGUUGUAUUGUCAAUAAGAGAAUAAAAGUGAGAGUGUUUAACUGAAUUGUUUGAAACUUGAGUUUUCCCUGACUGCCACUGAUGUAUAUUGUUCUGAAUAACUCACUUUAAAUUUGUAUUCUGCUUUCAUAUCUUUAAAUGGGGAUAGUGACCUUAAAGCUUUGCACAAUGGAUCUUUAGAUGGGAAGUGGGGAGUAUUAUUUCAGUUGAAUAUGGGAUAUGGUUAAUAAAGUAUUGAAAAAGUUUUGCACUGUGUAGCUUUAUGGAAUCAGUCAUAUUACAAUUUGAUUCAGAGAUGCAGAUGAUUUGAUUUGAUCUUCCUAUAAUAUUUUGUGAAUAUCACAUGAUUUCAUUUUAAAGUUUCAGAUUUAAUAUACUAUGUGUAUUAAAAUUUUCAUUGAUA
This is a messenger RNA of Antechinus flavipes (yellow-footed antechinus), 3303 nucleotides long. It is a transcript of the gene MFSD11, whose product is annotated as major facilitator superfamily domain containing 11. Bases 128 to 1477 code for a protein of 449 amino acids. Lineage: Eukaryota; Metazoa; Chordata; Mammalia; Dasyuromorphia; Dasyuridae. The transcript has 14 exons. The record is from RefSeq and is a predicted model, not a curated record.